GAACCUUAUUCACUCGUACACGCCGCCACCGACGCGCUCAACGUUCCGCGCCCAUUUUUCUUCUAGGUAAAUCGCCUUUCCAACAACAUGCCAGGAGUACGAGACAUCAGCGCGGAUGCUUUCAUUACCGCCUACGCUUCCCAUCUUAAACGAUCAGGCAAACUAGAGGUCCCAACCUGGGUCGACCUCGUCAAAACUGGCUCAUUCAAAGAGCUUGCUCCUUAUGAUCCCGACUGGUACUAUGUCCGCGCAGCUGCUGUCGCAAGACACAUCUACCUCCGCAAAGACGUCGGCAUUGGUGCACUCACAAAACUUCACGGUGGCCGUAACAGACGCGGCAACCGCCCAUCUCACCACGCUGACGCAUCUGCAUCCGUACAGCGAAAGAUCUGCCAAUCGUUGGAGAAAAUCGGUGUCUUGGAGCAGACUGACAACGGUGGACGACGGAUUAGCCAGGACGGUCAACGGGAUUUGGACCGAAUUGCUACUGCUGUCGUAGAGGCUGCAAAGGAGGAGGAGGACGAUGAGGACGAAGGUGAGGAGGGUGAAGAAGAAGACGAGGAGUAAAUGUCUAGCUUCGAUAUCCCUCCUUGCAUGGCGUACUCCUGCGUGUCUGGCGUAUGAUUCUCCAUGGCUGUUUUUAUGUCACUACGGUAUGACGCAUGCAACUCUCUAAAAACAUGGCAUAUUAUUUUUUGCUUUGCAAACUUUUGACCUCUCGCGAUGCAUCAUUUAGACAAGCUAGAGUUCAUUGACAAAUGACAGGUAUUUGACCUGUCA
Messenger RNA from Serpula lacrymans var. lacrymans S7.9, 780 nucleotides. RefSeq lists its product as uncharacterized. The transcript has 3 exons. Bases 88 to 567 code for a protein of 159 amino acids. Gene Ontology annotation, molecular function: structural constituent of ribosome; RNA binding. Lineage: Eukaryota; Fungi; Basidiomycota; Agaricomycetes; Boletales; Serpulaceae. Gene Ontology annotation, biological process: translation; ribosomal small subunit assembly. The record is from RefSeq and is a predicted model, not a curated record. Gene Ontology annotation, cellular component: cytosolic small ribosomal subunit; ribosome.